Messenger RNA from Drosophila nasuta, 1944 nucleotides. It is a transcript of the gene Mocs1, whose product is annotated as Molybdenum cofactor synthesis 1. Gene Ontology annotation, molecular function: metal ion binding; 4 iron, 4 sulfur cluster binding; GTP 3',8'-cyclase activity. NCBI's taxonomy places the organism in Eukaryota, Metazoa, Arthropoda, Insecta, Diptera, Drosophilidae. The coding region runs from base 237 to 1928 and encodes 563 amino acids. The record is from RefSeq and is a predicted model, not a curated record. The transcript is spliced from 6 exons. Gene Ontology annotation, biological process: Mo-molybdopterin cofactor biosynthetic process.
AGCGUUCAGUUUAUAAACAAGAGUUGCCGGCUGCAGUUCGUCAUCGCGCAAUAACUCGAGCUAGAGCUGGAGGAACACGUCGAAAUUUGGAGAACAAACGUACUAAGACACAGCCAGCCCCCCAACAGGGCACUUGCAGGUUAGGUAAUCGAGGCAACGAAGCGGAGCGUGCUAAUAACAAUUUUGAUUAGUCCUAAACAAGUCAAUACACAGAGAUAUAAUACACAUUCAUCAAAAUGAGAUUGCUGGUGAAACGCGCCAAGCUAAUGCUGUUCCAAUGCGGCGCACAAAUCUCUCGCCGCCCGUCGUCGGGCAUGGCAACCGGUUCGCAAUUCCACAGAUUGGCGACGGCAACGGCGACAAAAACUGUGGCAACAGGUGCUCAACAGCACGAUUUGGAUACUGACAGCCACUUGAGGGGAACAACAAUCAGACAGAAUCAAAUAGCGACUUCACCGCUCACAGACAGCUUUGGAAGACAUCAUACGUAUCUGCGAAUUUCACUCACCGAACGCUGCAAUUUGCGCUGCGAUUACUGUAUGCCCGCCGAAGGUGUGCCGCUCCAGCCAAAAUCACAGCUGUUGACCACCGAAGAAGUGCUCCACUUGGCCCGCAUCUUUGUGGAGCAGGGAGUGCGAAAGAUUCGCCUGACGGGAGGCGAGCCAACAGUGCGUCGCGACAUUGUGGAGAUUGUGGCACAGCUGAAAGCGCUGCCUGAGCUGGAGCACGUGGGGAUAACCACCAAUGGCCUGGUGCUGACACGUCUGUUGCUGCCGCUGCAACGCGCUGGCCUCGACUCGCUCAACAUCAGCCUGGACACUCUGCGCAAGGAUCGCUUCGAGCGGAUUACGCGACGCAAGGGUUGGGAGCGAGUGAUUGCCGGCAUCGAUCUGGCCGUUCAGCUGGGCUAUCGACCUAAGGUCAACUGUGUGCUGAUGCGCGACUUCAAUGAGGAUGAGAUCUGUGAUUUCGUCGAGUUCACACGUGAGCGUCCAGUUGAUGUGCGCUUCAUUGAGUACAUGCCUUUCUCGGGCAACAAGUGGCAGACGGAACGUCUCAUCUCCUACAGCGAAACAGUGAAGAUCAUUCGAGAGCGUUUUCCCGACUUCCAGGCACUGCCCAACGGUCCUAAUGACACAUCCAAGGCGUAUGCGGUGCCAGGGUUUGCAGGUCAAAUGGGUUUCAUCACCUCGAUGACGGAACACUUUUGUGGCACUUGCAAUCGACUGCGUCUCACGGCCGAUGGCAACAUCAAGGUGUGUCUGUUUGGCAACAAAGAGUAUUCUCUAAGGGAUGCCCUGCGCAGCGAUCAGUGCACAGAAGAGCAGCUCAUCGAGUUGAUUGGCAGCGCUGUGCAGCGCAAGAAGCGACAACAUGCAGGUUACGCCACAGUUGACAUCAGGCAGCAGCACUUGCUUCAUCCUCAUCAGAAACCACUUUUACAGAUGCGCAACUACAGCAACUUGACGCACAUCGAUGCCCAGGGCAAAGCAAAAAUGGUUGAUGUGGCCGCCAAGGCGCAGACGACACGCGUGGCCACAGCCGAGGCCUUCGUCCAGGUGGGAGAGCGUCUCACGGCGCUGAUUGCAGCCAACGAGCUGGCCAAGGGCGAUGUGCUGAGCAUUGCCCAGCUGGCGGGUAUAAUGGGUGCCAAGCAGACCUCCCAGUUGAUCCCAUUGUGUCACAACAUUGCGCUCUCCUCGGUCCGAGUGCAAGCCACACUUCUCGAAACGGAAAAGUGCGUCCGUCUCGAGGCGAGCGUGCGUUGCACUGGCCAAACUGGCGUGGAAAUGGAGGCGUUAACUGCUGUCGCCGUCGCUGCUCUCACCGUCUACGACAUGUGCAAGGCUGUCUCCCAUGACAUCUGUAUCACGAAUGUGCGUCUGCUGAGCAAAUCGGGCGGCAAGCGCGACUUUCAACGUCAAUAAAGAUCAUCCAAUCGAA